Messenger RNA from Corythoichthys intestinalis (scribbled pipefish), 4597 nucleotides. It is a transcript of the gene alg11, whose product is annotated as ALG11 alpha-1,2-mannosyltransferase. The coding region runs from base 57 to 1535 and encodes 492 amino acids. The transcript is spliced from 5 exons. Gene Ontology annotation, molecular function: GDP-Man:Man(3)GlcNAc(2)-PP-Dol alpha-1,2-mannosyltransferase activity. The record is from RefSeq and is a predicted model, not a curated record. NCBI's taxonomy places the organism in Eukaryota, Metazoa, Chordata, Actinopteri, Syngnathiformes, Syngnathidae. Gene Ontology annotation, biological process: protein N-linked glycosylation. Gene Ontology annotation, cellular component: endoplasmic reticulum membrane.
AAACAACGAGUGAGUAGUUGAAAGGUGACGCGUCCAGUGUGUUGUUUGUUGGUAAAAUGUCGGCACAUGACGAACUUAUCCUGUGUUUGGGAUUUCUGUGGAAGUUGCUGUUCCACCUGCUGUUUGUGUGUCUGCUACUGUUUGCGCUGCUGCUCCUGCUGAUUCUGGCAGUGCGUUUGUGGCUGAAAAGCAAAAGGAACGCUCGAUUUGUAAGAACCGGACAUCCUGUGGUGGCCUUCUUCCACCCCUACUGCAAUGCUGGUGGUGGGGGAGAGAGGGUGCUGUGGUGUGCAAUCAGGGCUCUACAGCGAAGGUACCCGAACAUUGACAUUGUGAUCUACACAGGCGACUUAGGUGUUUCAGCCCAAGAGAUUGUGGAUGGGGCACGGCGCAGAUUCAACAUUGUACUACCGCGGCCAAUUGACUUUGUGUUCCUGAGGCUCAGAAUUCUUGUGGAGCCCAGCCUUUUCCCUCACUUCACCCUGCUUGGGCAAAGCAUGGGCUCCAUCUUUUUAGGAUGGGAGGCACUCACAGAAUUCGUCCCUGAUGUUUACAUCGAUUCAAUGGGAUACGCUUUCACUCUGCCCCUUUUCCGCUACCUUGGAGGAUGCAGCGUAUGCGCUUAUGUCCACUAUCCCACCAUCAGCACUGACAUGCUAACAGUAGUGAGAGAAAGAAACCCCAGGUUCAACAACCCAGGUUACAUUUCUGAGAGUCUGUUCCUGAGCGCCCUCAAGAUGCUCUACUAUUGCUUGUUUGCGGUGUGUUAUGGCAUGGCCGGCUCCUGCAGUGACCUCGUCAUGGUCAACUCCUCCUGGACACUUGAGCACAUCCUGUCACUGUGGCAUGCCUCCAACCGCACCAAUGUGGUCUACCCUCCAUGUGAUGUCAGCUCGUUUCUGGAUGUCCCACUAGAAGAGGAUGAGGACCGAAAGUCUCACUCCAUCGUCUCCAUCGGACAGUUCCGCCCCGAAAAGGACCAUCAGCUGCAGAUCAAAUCUUUCAAGAAGGUGCUGGAUCGGCGGGGGGACGCCAGUGGGGGCAGGGAGGAUCUGAAGCUGGUCCUGAUUGGAGGUUGCAGAAAUCAAGAAGAUGAGGACAGGGUACUGAAGUUGCGAGGCCUGUGCCAGGAGCAGGGUGUGGCUGACAGGGUGGAGUUUAAACUGAACAUACCUUUUGAAGAGUUAAAAAGCGAGUUGAGCGACGCAACUAUUGGACUGCACACCAUGUGGAAUGAGCACUUUGGAAUUGGUGUUGUGGAGUGCAUGGCGGCAGGCAAAGUGAUUCUCGCCCAUAAGUCCGGUGGCCCCCAGCUGGACAUCGUAGUGCCUUUUGAGGGAGGACAGACCGGCUUCCUUGCCGAUGACGAGGACAGCUAUGCUGAGGCCAUCGAGGCAAUCCUCAAUCUCGCACCUGCCAGCCGCCUUCAGAUAAGGCGCACCGCUCGCCAGUCAGUGGCUCGCUUCUCAGAUCAGGAGUUUGAAGUCUCUUUCCUGGCCGCAAUGGAACAGUUGAUGGGUACACUUGAACGAUGACAAGGACUACAUUUUUGUGUGUUAGAGACAGAAAGAUUUGAAACUUUGCACUUGAGGGACCUAUGUGGCACAUUCCAUAAGUGUUGUUUCUAACACUUAGUAUAAAAACAAUUUGUAAUACAGUACUGGGUUCUUUGUUUACAACUGUUUCAUUACGACAAUGGAUUCCACAGUCAAUCAGUAAGCAACGCUAUUGCAGUACAUACAGUGUAUCACAAGAGUGAGUACACCCUUCGCAUUUCUGCAGAUAUUUAUAUCUUUUCAUGGGACAACACUGACGAAAUGACACUUUGACACAAUGAAAAGUAGUCUGUGUGCAGCUUAUAUAAUAGAGUUAAUUUAUUUUCCCCUCAAAAUAACUCACAAUAUAGCCAUUAAUAUCUAAACCCCUGGCAACAAAAGUGAGUACACCUUUGAAAAAACGUACAUCCCUAAUUGUCCAAAUUGAGUACUGCUUGUCAUUUUCCCUCCAAAAUGUCAUGUGACUCGUUACAGGAGUGCUGUCAGCAUUGCUGCAGAUAUUGAAGAGGUGGGGCGUCAGCCUGUUAGUGCUCAGACCAUACGCCGCACUGUACAUCAAACUGGUGUGCAUGGCUGUCAUCCCAAACCGCAAACAGUUUGCUGAACGCAUGUCAACAAACCACAUGGAUUACUGGAACCAUGUCUUAUGGUCUGAUGAGACGGGCGGGCUUACUUGUGUACCGUCUUCAGAAGAGGGAUGUACGUUGAUUGCUACAGCUCUCUUAGCAACUACGUUUACUACAUGAGCAAGAUAUCCUAUUUGUGGUCCGAAUCCAUCUGUGUCACAUACUGAAUUAACAAUAUUUGCAGCAUUAUCUAUAGUCACUGGUAUGGAUUGAUUUGGCCUUCUUCCAUUCAGUCAUGGCGGUUUAUAAUUCAUCGAUGUAGUGUAUGGACUACGUGUCCCAUAAUCACUCUGGGCUCACGUAGCCAAUAGCAUGGGACGUAGUACAUCUAGUUUGCUAUUUCAUGAUAUCUAGUGUGUGCGCGCAUGAAAAAAGUUAGCAAAUGCCACAGAAGUCACGUCAGCUCAUUACUGCACAACACCAGCAUAUGACAAUCGACUUUCAUAAACGGGAUGAGUUUGAAGCAUAGCGCUCUUAAUUUGCCUCAUAAUGUUCAUCAUCUCCGUUGUCAAAGCAAGGUUGUUCGUAGCAGCCAAGUCGGUAACAAUGUUUUGGCGGACUUCGUUGUAAAUAUCCGGUGUUGUGCCGAAAAAUAGCCGCCCCGCGUGAAAUGUCACCCCUGACGGGAGCGCCCACACGUCAACAACACCGGCACGCCAGAGAUGGUCCGCAGUCAAUCCGGAGCACUGACGCGGCCGGUAUACGUUGAACAAUAGGAUAUAAUGGGAACAUUUGGCUCCGGCGCUAUUUUUUUGCCGGACCUGGAACGAAGAUGCAUUUUGUGCAGUUGGUAACAAGGAAUCCGAACUUUUAACAGCACAUCUGCUGCACGCGCGCGUGCACGUGAGGCGAUAAAUCGCAGCGGAAAAAUUACCGCCUGCCUUUUUAUUUAUCGUGCGAUAAAUGGAAUUAUUGCAUAUUGCGACAGGCUUACUUGUGGCCAUAUGUAGUAUUGUUAUGCUAAUGUCCAAACUAGUGCAUUGCGCACCUUUCGGAAACUCAGAACUGUUCCAACAUAACAAAUGUGGAAUAAAACAAAGUGGGACAAAAUACUGUAUGAAUGAACUGUAAAAUGUUGGACUGAUUUUUUUUUUUUAUUGGUCCACAUUUUGUAAAUAUAGACUUACCAGUCAAAAAUGGAGAAAUGACUCAGUCCUGUCAGAUGGCAGUCAUUGGAUGCAAAUUUGUAAAAAUAUGUUUAAAGUGACUAGCAUCAGUAGUAGUUCGCAUUUUAUCCCGUUUAAAAUAUUUCAUAGAUGGCACACAUUUCUCAACCCAAUAGACAUAAAGUGGAGUUUUACCUAUCUCAGUAUUGGAAACCAUAUUUUCAUGCUCUUUGGCUAUGUGCUUCAAUACAGCAAUUUUGGUUACGGCAAAUAAACUUUUUUUUUUUCCUGAACUGCGGGAUUACACACUCUCCUUAUCUUUGUCUGCUUGGUGAUACGAGUAUUACAGACCUUCCAAAUGAACCAGGUGUUAGGUUAAUGUGUGAUAGUCGGGACACUGGCAACCAUAAUAAUAAGGAUAAAUAUGGGUCCCACUUGUCUUUUGUGUGGUGCCUCGUCCGAGUAGAUGACCACGGUGCCCAUGGGCUCCCUCCCUUCUUUCCCACGGAGGCUUCCUUGCUUUUUUUCCCCCUCUCCUUCGUGAAGAUGAAGGUGAGCAGUGGGGCAGUUCUCCAAGUGGCAGCAGCUCGACAGCAGGUAACUGAGCAAAUCACACACAGGAUCAUCAGCAGACGGCCUCUCAGCUCCAUCAUCAGACUGUGGUGACACCACAUCACGUUCACCUCACAGUGGUGAUGAUAAAGAGUCCAAAGGUCACAAGACGGUUUACCGUUACAAGGAACGCUGGAAAUAAUCUUUACUGUGAGUAAACCUACUGUAAUGGGUUUGUGUUGAAAAGGCAUUUAACCACACUCACUGGUGAAGUACAUUUCCCAGUGCAGUGCGGCAAAAAAAAAUAAAAUUGAGCAAGAAAUCAUCACACAAGAACACACACACUGGUGUUUUUCUUGCUUAAUUUGUGUUUUAGUCGGAAGGCGUACUUGAUGGAACACCGAGGAAAAACAGACUCGGGAGAAACCUGUCUCCUGCUCAGCUUGUGGUAAAAUAUUCAUUAAGAAGGGCCAAUUAAAAAGUCACACAAGAAUACACACUGCUGGUGAGAAACCUUUCUCCUGCUUAUUUUGUGGCUAAUUGUGAAAGGAUAUAAGUGUCACGGACUGUCACAUAAGAACACACACCUGUGAGAAAACCUUUUCCUGCCUAGUUUGUGGUCAGAGGUUCUCUGAGAAGGGAAGUCUAAAAAAGUCACAUAAUAAUACAUAGUGGGGAUAUACCUAAUUCCUUUUCAGAGUAUGGCCAAAGAUUUGCUUAUAAAGUAUCUUAAAAAAUUCACACAAGAAAACACUCU